AGUAAAACCAAGAAUCCAAACACACAUAAAAAAUGAAAGGAGGAGGUCUAACGUACGCAGCAGCGUGUCUCGCAGCCGCACUGUUAACCUGCGCCGUCAGCCUCCGCGCCGACCCCGAGCUCGAUCCGAAGAUCCUCCAGGUGACCGGUAACCGCCGCAACCACCAGCUCCUCGGCACGGCGGCGGAGGUCCAGUUCAAGAGCUUCGUCCAGGAGUUCGGGAAGGAGUACUCCACUCGCGCGGAGUACCUGCACCGCCUCGGCGUCUUCGCCGAGAACUUGAUCAGGGCGGCGGAGCACCAGGUUCUCGACCCCACCGCCAAGCACGGCGUCACGCAGUUCUCCGAUCUCUCCCCCGAGGAAUUUGAGGGCAUGUACAUGGGGGUCAGAGGCGCCUCCCCGGAGCCAUCCGAGAACGGAGUGGCCGCGGCGGAGAUUGAUGCGGAGGACUUGCCGGAGAGCUUUGAUUGGAGGGAGAGAGGUGCUGUUACUGAUGUUAAGAUGCAGGGGUCGUGUGGUUCUUGUUGGGCAUUUAGCACAACUGGAGCAAUCGAAGGAGCAAAUUUCAUUGCAAGUGGGAAGCUUUUAAAUCUUAGCGAGCAACAGUUGGUGGACUGUGAUCACGCGUGUGAUGCCAAGGAAAAGAGUGCUUGCGAUAACGGAUGCUCGGGUGGCUUAAUGACGAACGCGUACAAGUACUUGAUGGCGGCCGGAGGCAUAGAGGAAGAGUCCUCCUACCCUUACACCGCCAAACGCGGCGAAUGCAAAUUCCGACCAAACAAUGUGGCUGUCAAGGUUGCCAACUUCAGCACCAUCCCCCUGAAUGAGAAUCAGAUCGCCGCCCACUUGGUGAGCCACGGCCCCCUGGCGGUGGGGCUGAAUGCAGUGUUCAUGCAAACAUACAUCGGCGGCGUGUCGUGCCCGCUUAUCUGCGGGAAGAGAUGGGUGAACCACGGCGUGCUUCUGGUGGGGUACGGGUCGAGAGGGUACUCCAUCUUGCGCUUCGGGUACAAGCCUUAUUGGAUCAUCAAGAACUCGUGGGGGAAGCGAUGGGGGGAGCAGGGUUAUUACCGGCUCUGCCGGGGCCACGGCAUGUGCGGGAUCAACACCAUGGUUUCGGCCGUCGUCACCUCUCCUCUACCUAGCUAAUACUACAGCCUUUUGCAAAUAAUGUGAUACUAUAAAUUAUAUUUUAGGGCAUGCUUAGUUAUGAUGUAAUGGUUUGUUAUAUGGAAGAACCUCUAUACUUGGAACUUAUCCUGUCUAUUUAAUCAAACAUGAUUACUCAGAAA
This is a messenger RNA of Salvia miltiorrhiza (redroot sage), 1291 nucleotides long. RefSeq names its product probable cysteine protease RD19D. Gene Ontology annotation, cellular component: lysosome. The coding region runs from base 33 to 1148 and encodes 371 amino acids. The transcript has 3 exons. NCBI's taxonomy places the organism in Eukaryota, Viridiplantae, Streptophyta, Magnoliopsida, Lamiales, Lamiaceae. Gene Ontology annotation, molecular function: cysteine-type endopeptidase activity. The record is from RefSeq and is a predicted model, not a curated record.